This is a messenger RNA of Phytophthora sojae, 4716 nucleotides long. RefSeq lists its product as hypothetical. The coding region runs from base 2918 to 3757 and encodes 279 amino acids. Lineage: Eukaryota; Oomycota; Peronosporomycetes; Peronosporales; Peronosporaceae. The record is from RefSeq and is a predicted model, not a curated record. Gene Ontology annotation, biological process: regulation of DNA-templated transcription. The transcript has a single exon. Gene Ontology annotation, molecular function: sequence-specific DNA binding; DNA-binding transcription factor activity.
GCGACAAUAGCGCCGAGACGCCCAACAAGGAGAGAAAGCCUCGGCCGGCACCCAAGCACCAGCCGAAGCAAUCGUCGCACGGCCAGAAGAGCAAGCUGACGGCGAAGGCCGCUAGCCCCGACCGCAGUACCGCGCCAGCAGCGCAACCCGCCGCGAAGCCCACCGAGCAGGUCGCCGGUGAGGCCCCCGCCGAGUCUCCGGCCUCGAAGAAGCGGUCUCAGUACGUGAAGAAGGCGGUGCAGCCGGAGACGAAGCGGGGCCAGCAGAGACCCAAGAGGGAGAAGCAGGGCGCCAAAUCGAACGAGCGGAAGGGGCCGUCGAACGCCGCCGAGGCGCGGAAGCCGGAGCCGGCGGCCAAGCGCCAGUCUCAGCGCGCUGCGGCUACUGCCGCCGCCGAGAAGGCUGCGGUCAAGGCGAGGCCCAAACAGGCGCGGCAGGUGUACGUGGUGAAGACGCCCGCGCCGGCGCCAGCCAGCGCGACGUCCAGCGCCGCGUGAGUAGAGGCAGGUAGUAGUGAACAAUGAGCUGUGUGCCAUGCGUUGCCAUCUCGUCAAGUUGAAGUUGCCUUCAACGCGGAGGUCGGACAAAUAUCCUCCUCGCGCAACUCUCGGUGCUUGCUUGGGUGGACACGGCGGCGGCGGCGCCGGCUCUUGCUGUCCGCUUGAAGCGGGCGGGUGUAUGGCGCACGCACACCGAGACGCGGCGUCGUUACGAAAGAAAGGGCACCAAAGGGGAAGAAAAUUAUCUGUACUAAAACAGUCCUAAACGUCCUAAAAUAUCCUAAAAAUCAGCGUAAUUUACCGAAAUAGAUUGCACUGUAUGUCCUAAAAAGUUUCUAAAGGGCGUAAUUUAAUACCGUCCAAAAGAAAUCAACCGGUUUUUACAGAUUAUUUACGUUAGGACAUGUCCUAAAACCUUGGCACUAGCACUAAGGUUUUUUUUUCGUAGCGACUCGCACACGUUCACCAAAGACAAAUGCGAGGGCCAGCGCGAGCCUCACUUGGUGCAUUUACCUAUCGCCAACAUCCGCUGAUUAGGCGGGGGCGUGUCUGUGCGAGCGAGCGAACGCGAGCGCUGCAAUCCGAUAUUUUUUUUCCUUGACACCGGCCUGGCCGAGACGAGGACUUAGCGUGAAGCACGAGGGGGUGGGUCAGGCCGCGCAGCGGCGCUCCCGAGCGAAGCGAGAGCCCCCACCCCCACCCCCCGAAGUGCCGUCCACAGGCGAGGGCCAACGCGAGAGUGUCCUGCCCACCUCAACAUCAAGUUAGUCUAGAUAGAUGUGCUUUGCACGAACUUUGGCAUGCGAUUAAGGGCUCUAAACCAACGAGCAAAUCCUUCCCGGUGAUCAUAUCUCGCAGCCUAACUCUAAGUUAAAGUUAAGCUAAUCAACCGCCAGUACCAAGCACAACGCAGAGCAAGAACGGAGCGGUUGCCACUGCAAGAAUAAAUCGGUUGUCGCUGCAAGAAAACAAACUGAUAAGGUCCCCGAUAGAAUGGUGCCAACUCCUUGUAUAAAAGUAAGCACCGAUUUCGGCGGGGACGUUUUCUUCUUCGCUCUCUUCGUCGUGGCCUUGCGCGUUAAACCAAGCUCGAAUUUCAGAGCACGGCAUAUAGUAGCAGUAGAGAAUUUCUACUAGAAAUGUUUGGAUGUGCAGGAAACGCUGACUUUAAAGCUGCUUGCAGCUCCUCGAUAUAAAAACAGGGAUGUUCUUCAAUAUUGUAGACGUAGUUUAGUACGAUAGAUCGCCAACGCAUGUCAAUCAUCGACUAGAAAGCAAUUAGACAAAGCGAGCGAGUUAGAAUUAGAAUGUCAGGGCCGUAGUAUUGUCGGAUUUACUUUAUAUUUACUUUAACUCCAGCCAUUCAACGAAAGUGAGCAUAACUCAACGUUAACUCGUUGUCUUAGCAGCUAUUCUAUCUUAAAUCGACGAGUUAGCCUCCUAACUCAAUGAUGGGCUAAUCACCGUGAUUUGCUAAAACAACGAAUUACGUCGUUGUUUAGACAGAAAGCAUGCAAGGCACAAUACAAUAAAACGUAAAUCCCUGGGGAGUGUCCUAACUGUCCUAAAGUGUGUCCUAAUUAGAACAACUAGGACUGUUAGGACAGCUAUCUUAAAUUACCGCUACCAUUGUUUAUGGAAGUAUCAUUUCGGUUUUCUUAGGACAGUUUAGGACAUUUAGGAUCGUUUUAGUUCAUAUACAAGCUCAUCCUGGGGGUGUCCGCACACUUGUUCGAUGCGACGACUAGCUCAAUCCAACACGGCCUGGACUCCCACACACGAUGACUGCUCGCCUCGGCGCGAUCGCUGCCGGCCACAGCGUUGCCGCUGCUGCCGCCAGCUCCGAGCGGGAUAUCAGGGCGCUGACUACGGGGAUGAGGUCGGUCGCCGCGAACAAGACCGAGCGUGUUGCCGCCAUCCGCGGCCCGGCUUGAGAGGCAUUCGGCAAGGCGUGCUUGCAGCUGGCCGCUAUCGGGUACUACUAGCUAGCUGCAGGGCGCGGGGCCAAAUCAAUUUCAGAGAGGGCUGUCAGUGUCAAGGCCUUGACGCAAGAGAACUUCUCUAAGAGAAGGCAAGGCAAGGGCUCUUCUGCGGGCGGGCAAGUUGAAGCGGUCUCCGGAACAGCCGGCGAGACGAUGGCCCACGGGCAUGAGAACUCGUGUGCAACUCCAUCCAGUGACGGGCGGGGCGAGUCAGCGCAGAGUGGCGGCGCCCGUGUGUCAGCAGCAGCCAGCGGCGCCGACGUCGCGGGUGUAGCCAGCACCAACUGCAGGUGCAGGUGCAGCCUGGCGGCAGCGAGCGACCAUCGCGCCGGCGUCGACGGCCGGAGAAGCGCCUCAGGUUUGAAUUUGCGCGCUCCAGACCAAGCCACUGACAGCCCCAGUCUUCCACUACUCUUCCGCCAGUCGCCACCACCGAUGCAGUGCAACACCGCCGUUAUCCCCACCACCACCGCCGGCAGCCCGGACUGCAGCAGCUCCGUGUCGCCGCCGCCGCCGCGCGAGGUGGCGCCCUUCCUCAAGAGCCUGCGCCGCAUGCUGCAGGACGAGAGCGACGCCGUGCUGCGCUGGACGCCCGACGGCCGCGCCUUCGAGAUCCACGACAUGGACGAGAUGAUGGCGCGCGUGCUGCCCAAGUACUUCAAGCACUCCAAGUACACGUCCUUCCAGCGGCAGCUCAACUACUUCAACUUCCGCAAGUGGACCAAGUCCAAGGCCGUCGUCUGCACCUUCUCCAACGACUUCUUCCUGCGCGACCAGCCCGAGCUCGCCUGGCGGAUCACGCGCAAGAAGUCGCUCAGCCCGCACGCGCAGUCCAAGUACCGGGCGGCGCGCGCGGCGGCCAUGCCCUACUGGAAGCGGGAACACGGCGUCGUGCUCGCGGCGCCGUCCGUGACCUUCGACGGCGCGCAGAUGCUGCUGCCCGGCCGCCUGCCCUUCCCGCCCGUGUCCGUGGACGCCGCCGACCUCCUGCUCAAGCAGCACGACGUCCGCCUCGCGCAGCCCGCGGCUCGGCGCUGCUACGGCGGCAGCAGCAGCUUCAACAUGGCCGCGCCCUCCGACUCGUACGCCGCGAUGCCCCACGUCAGCGGCAGCGAGCACACCGAGGCACUCGACUGGAUCGACUGCCUGCUGCCGCCUACCACGGAGGACAGCUACCUGUGCAUGUACCCGCCGGCCGCCAGUGUGGUGCCCUUCACCAUGGGCAGCCCCAUGAGCUUGCGCAAGAGCUUCGAGUUCGUGCCCACCAGUCUGUAAUCGCCCCCGUGUAAGUAGCAUAGUCUGUAGCAGCCUACGCCGCCGGAAGAACGCAAUACGCCGCCCGCGUAGCAGCCACUCGAGUCUGUACGUACGACAAACAAACGCACAUUUGUAUCUACUUACGGUCUCGGCUUCCGUCGCUUGCUAGCAUGAACACCGCCGCCGCAGCCAGCGCGGGAGAAGAGAGGCUCAACCCAGUCAGUUCCACCAUCACCACGGCCAUCACGCGCACACGCUACAUCAGAUACUCAUCCAGAGCUGAGAGGCUUCUUCAGCGCUCCUCUCGAGGAGCAGUAGCCUCCGUACUCUCGGCCCUGGAUUGACGAGAGCCUUUCCUGCCCCCUGUCCAUCAUCGCCUGAGGCUGAUCGCCUCCCUCGCAAUUAGAUUUCGCCGUCGUCUGAGUCGGCAUCACCGUUGCAGACAGUCGACCACCACUGUGCAGCUGCAGCCUGCAGCGAUGGACGUGACUCGAGCUCUGGCCGCACGGCCAUUAGUGCUCGCGCUGGAGGCGAGAGGCAUCCGUCUCGCGCACGUAGGCCUUGACGAGCUCGCGGUAGCCCUGCGCCAUGUCGGCGGUGGCGCGUGUACUCUGCUCCAGAGCUCGCGCGAGCGCCAGCAGCACGCUGCGCUGUUCGGCCAAAGCCAAGGACGGCGCCUCGGUGCCGCGCUGCGUCAGCUGCUGCUCCAGCUCGCGGACCCUCGCUGUCUGCUCCUGGAACAUCAUAAUCAGGUCCUGGAAGCCGCGCGCCAUGCCCGCCGCUGCCGCUGCGCUUUGCUCCACCGAGCGCGCCAGCGAGCGACCAUAGUCCACAGACGCAGCGGCGCCGUCCUGCUCCCGGUCUUGACGACUCUCGUCCCUAUCCCCGCUGCUGUCUGCGUCUGAAUCAGCUUCGCGCUUCCGCUUCUGUGGCAACGUGUGUGUAGGUCCCGCAACCCCCGAAAACCUCGGCAGCGC